Messenger RNA from Solanum stenotomum, 865 nucleotides. Its product is annotated as nudix hydrolase 2-like. The record is from RefSeq and is a predicted model, not a curated record. Bases 35 to 823 code for a protein of 262 amino acids. Gene Ontology annotation, molecular function: NAD binding; NADH pyrophosphatase activity; ADP-ribose diphosphatase activity. The transcript is spliced from 8 exons. NCBI's taxonomy places the organism in Eukaryota, Viridiplantae, Streptophyta, Magnoliopsida, Solanales, Solanaceae.
UGUUGAAAGAAAUUCAACAAUAUUUGAAGGAGUUAUGGAGGAAAAUAGACAAGUAUUUGAGGCUGAUGAAGAUGCAUAUGGAGGCAUGAAUGUACAUAUCAAGGAGUCAAUGGAUUCUAUCAAAUUCAUUGCUAUGCUUAGGGCAUCCAUUUCACAAUGGACGAAUCAGGGAAAGAAGGGUGUUUGGAUUAAAUUGCAUAUAGAAUAUGCCCACCUAGUUAACGAUGCAGUCAAGGAAGGAUUUUGGUAUCAUCAUGCAGAGGCAACAUACUUGAUGUUGGUGUAUUGGAUUCCUCAAACUCCUCAUACUAUUCCUGCAAAUGCUUCUCACAGAGUUGGUAUUGGGGCUCUUGUUAUUAAUGAUAAUGGAGAGGUAUUAGUAGUCCAAGAAAAAAAUGGGACAUUCAAGGGCACAGGGGUGUGGAAACUGCCUACUGGGGUUGUUGAUGAGGGGGAGGAUAUAUGUGAUGCUGCUAUAAGAGAAGUACAUGAAGAAGCUGGAAUCAAAGCAGAAUUUGUAGAGCUACUUGCAUUCAGGCAAAGUCAUAAAUCAUUCUUUGGGAAAUCGGAUUUAUUCUUUGUUUGCAUGCUAAAACCACUCGCUUAUAACAUCCAGAAGCAAGAUUCUGAAAUCGAGGGAGCGCAGUGGAUGGCUAUUGAGGAAUACGCAGCUCAACCUUUUAUAAAGAAGCAUGAAAUGUUCAAUAAAAUAGCAGAGAUUUGCUUAGCAAAAAAAGACAACAAAUACAAUGGUUUCUCCAAAGUGCUUAUGACUUCUGCAUUUUCUAAUAAGAGAACUUAUUUGUACUACAGCCAAAACUAAUAGAGACGUAAACAUUAUUUAAAGUUUAUAAAUUCUGAAUUU